CCCCCUUCACCGUCGCCGACAGCGACCACGCCGCCAUGGACGACGAGCAACGCCGCCAGGAUGACUGGGCCAAAGACCGCAAACACCGUCUCCCUACCUUCACCGAGGUCCUCUCGCGCCGGACACGCCCGCCAGUGGAUCUUUUCAUGUUCUACCUCUUCCUGCAACGUGAAGGCGCAGAAGACAUCCUAGACUUCUGGCUGGACGUGCAACAGCACGAGAACCUGUGCCGCGCCUACUUCAAGGACGUCCGUAAGUCGGGGCGGACCAUCCGCGAAGAUUGGCCGGAGUACUGGGACUACGCGCGCAGGCGAGGGUCUAUCUACGGCACAGUAGUAGGUCUUAAUCCUCAUACGGGCACCAAGCGGAGCACUGCAAGCACGGGCGAGAUGUUCUCCGACCAAGACAGGCAGAAUCUCGCCGCCACAAGCGACGAGAAGGCAGCACGCAGUCCCAGCCCCCGAAUGCGGUCCACCUCUCCAGGAGGCAUCACUGCUGUUGGAACGACGGAGCCACCCCGCUCUACGACCCCAUUCUCACUGUCCGGACGUACACCUACGCUCUUCAAACGUGCCUCGCGCGCCCCGACCAUCAUUCCCCGCUCGCAGGCGAUCACCCGGUUGGACCUCAUCGCCUCGGCCGAGCGCAUCUACUACCGCUACCUGUCCCCAGCAGCGAAUACGCCCGGCUCGAAUGAGUCCCACGAGAUCUACCUCCCGCCUGCGCUACGCAUCCACACGUUCCCGCUGAGCAGCACGCAUGAGCCCAAGUCGCAGAACGAGAUCGCGCUCAUGGCGCAGAUUCCCGACAUGUUCCACAUGCAAAAGGAGUACUGUUACCGCGCCAUGGAGCAGGACGCCUUCCCGCGGUUCCUCCGGGCGAAAGCGUUUGGAAAUCUCACGCCCGUGUCAGCACUCGUGCGCCUCAUCGCUGGCCUCAUCAUUCUGUGGGUCGGGUUGGCAGUCGGCUUUUCCUUGAUCUUCCUGGACGUUCAGCCUAAAUCCAAGCGAUUCUUCCUUUUCAUACCCUAUACUCUCGCCAUUCUCUUCCUCAUCUCCCAUCAGUACGAACUCGACCCCGUGCUGGUGUUCCUCGGCCAGUCCGAGUCGACGCCAUUCCGCACACUCGGCAUCCGCGAGCCCUAUGUCAAGAAGCUCCUACUGGGGCGCGCGAUCUGGGUCACUGUCCUCGUCGCCGCGUGCUCCGUCGCGCUCACGAUGAUCUUCUGGGCCGUCCCCGGACACAGGCUGUGACCGGACCCGGACCCUUUCCCCUACUUGGAUGUUGAUGUUGCGUUGCAUUACGACGAUUUAUGUUCUCCUCUGGCUGUGGACCGCGUGGCGUGGCAUCGGCGUUGGCGUUGUAGACUCGAGGGUACGCUGGCAUAUCUUGACUUUUCUCCUAUUUCUCUUGUCCUAUUCUUCCUUUGCAUCAUUAUUGCUCUUAUCCCAGUUUCCGCCGCGUUCCGCAUACCUUAUACCCUUCUUCCUAAACCCGCUGUCGCUCGUUUGCAUCACUCCUGCCCUGUCUUCCUUCCCCCCUCCCCCCUACAGAACAGAAUUCCCUACCACCCGCCCUCCUGUGAACCCUC
Messenger RNA from Trametes versicolor FP-101664 SS1, 1591 nucleotides. RefSeq lists its product as uncharacterized. The transcript has 3 exons. Gene Ontology annotation, biological process: intracellular protein localization. Lineage: Eukaryota; Fungi; Basidiomycota; Agaricomycetes; Polyporales; Polyporaceae. Gene Ontology annotation, cellular component: plasma membrane. The record is from RefSeq and is a predicted model, not a curated record. Bases 36 to 1253 code for a protein of 405 amino acids.